Molecule: messenger RNA, 600 nt
Organism: Ostertagia ostertagi
Lineage: Eukaryota; Metazoa; Nematoda; Chromadorea; Rhabditida; Trichostrongylidae
Source: the annotation of a GenBank genome assembly
AUUUUAGGUAAUGUUAUCGCAAGCUCCAAGGAUGGCAUAUAUCUGACACGGCAUAUCGGACUAAAGAGUGGCGUUCCUCAGAAUGUAGGAGCUCUAACAGUGAAUCGUCUCUGCGGAUCUGGGUUCCAGUCAUUGAUCAAUGCUACACAGCAAAUUAAACUCGGUGAAUCAAAACUUAUCGUGGCCGGAGGAACUGAAAACAUGUCUCAAACCCCUUUCGCUGUUAGGAAUACCCGAUUUGGCACUGCACUUGGAGUGAAGUAUGAGUUCGAAGACAUGUUGUGGGAAUCUCUCACUGAUACAUACGCCAAACUUGCAAUGGCUCAGACUGCAGAGAAGCUCGGAGCGGAGUAUAAGGUGACUCGUAAUGACGCUGACGCUUUUGCGCUGCGUUCACAACAGUUAUGGAAGAAGGCUCAAGAUGCUGGUAUUUACAAAGCCGAGAUUACUCCAAUGACUGUGAAAGGGAAAAAAGGCGAAGAGACGUUUGAGGUGGAUGAACAUCCCCGACCACAGACAACCAUGGAAUCUUUGGCCAAACUGAAACCAGUAUUUCAAAAGGACGGUCUGAUCAAUGCGGGUAAUGCCUCGGUGGGGUGC